GACGUCAGUCACUGUCAUGAUCUUAAGAAGGGCCGCCAAAAUUAAAUAAUUUUCAAUUUUCAGAAUUGUAAAUAGAUAUUUUAUUCAAUUCAAAAUGUCUAAACGUUUCAUAUUUCUGCAGCAGCAAGGUGAACGCAAAAAAGCCAAACUCGAUGUGACUAUAUCUGAUCAUAAUUUUCCUUUGAGUCAAAAUCCUGAACAAGAAUCUGACCAUGACAACUGGGGGGACGAUAAUGACGAUGAGAUCCUUCUCUUGGCCAGUCAAGCCUGCGAACAAGCCUACAAUAAUGACAUUAGUUCUUUACCGGACUAUUCAAUGUGUAUGCAACCUCAGUCCACAAGCACACAAAUCUAUGAUCCAGGGCCUAGCACAUCCAACAAUGGGUUCUCCUUUAAAAAACCCAGUUCUUCUAUACCUGCCACCAUAUCUACCAAUCUAAAGAACAAGUGUUCAAUGAUAUCUAUACCUGGAAUGUCUGAUAAAGUUAUGACGAAAGUACCAGAGACUAUCAACAUUGCAAAAUUUUUUAAUGAUAAGGUUUACAAAGGUCAGGACUCUGGUCACUUGUACAGACAAUUACUUCAAAUGCAAGAGGAGAAUGCUAAAUUGAAAUCUGAAAAUGGGAAGUUGUUAGAAAAGUGUGUUACAAAAGAAGGGGAAGCGUCGAUACUUAGGACUCAAUUGAAGACGUGUCAGGUGGCCGUCGAUAAUGCACGGUUGGAGAAAAUCAAAGCCCAAGAAAAAGUGCAGAUGGAGUGGACAGACAAACUCUCAAUGGCUAAUAUUCAACUGCGCGAUUUGAGGAACCAGUUAGAUUUUAAGAAUUUAGAAAUAAUCAGUAUAAAAGAGAAGUGCAAGAAAUUAGAAUCAUCAAAAAUAAGACUGACUCAAGUUACUGUUGGUAACAAUGAUAUAUCCUCAAGUCAUCGAAACAAUAACAGUGUAAUCCAAAAUGACUUAUUUACACACCAACGGAGAGUUACUACAACCAACGCAACACAGACCACUGUCCAAAAACAGCUGUUCCUGAAACUAAACAAGACUUGUAUACCAGAGAGAUCAGAGCUGCAUGAUCUUCUGCCGCUGGUGCUGGAGCCCACAGCGCAGCACCACAACAUACUGGACUACAAUGACAAACUGCAGAAACACACAGACUCACAAAAGUGCAGAGUCUACAGCACAUUCCAUAGACUCCCGUCCACGCCCAGCAGUGGGAAAGAAGUGGAGACGAAUAAAUUAAUGUUGGCGAGUGUUCACGAAGACCUGACGAUAAUUGCUGCGGGGAGGCAAUCCGGGGAUUUAGUUGGUAGUUAUUCUAAUGUGUUCAAAGCUAUAAAAUCAGUACUAUUGGAAGUACAAAACGAAUUGGAGACGGUGUCCAGGCGGUGGUCGACAGCCUUCCAGAAGGACAUGGACGAGAGAUAUAUAGAUGCUACCGCUAGCUGUCGGCACGUCAACGAGCGGGAACUUCUCGCGGGAAGAAGUCUAUACAAAGAGGAACAAGCCCUUUUAGCAAGACGAAUGGUCGCGAUUGCAGCGCGUCUACUACAGAAUAACAAAACUAAAGAUUUGUUUACUGGAAUCGAAUGUUCCGAUACAAUUGAAAAUAGAAAUUUUAAAUUCUUGGAAGUUUUACAACGUAUAUGCGGUUUACUCGAUAGCACUUCAUGCGCAACCUUAUACAGCGGACUUCUGCUAUCAACAGCUAAGCUAAUACAAGAUAUACACCACGAUAGCAUAGAUGAACUAAAAAUGGCCAUCACAAAAAGUAUAAUAUCUUCCCGAGCUAUGCCGUUUGUCGCUUGCGAAGUGUUGAAUAUUUUGAAGAAGAUGCCCGAGGAAUUCCUGAGGAAUUUUUGCCCUGGAAGUGGAACGGGGAAUCUGAAGUUGGAUUAUGAUCAGGGAGUCUUAUUAUUUAAGAAAGACUCGUGCUAUAUUCAAGUGUUACUAAAACAGAUCGAAGUCUCUCUCAAAUGUAUGGAGCGACAGAAUACACAAGAAGCCGUCGCGGUGACCGGCAAUCUUAUCAACAUAUAUAGCAAUAUUAAUGUGGAUUAUACUGAGAUGAAUCCUGAUCAGAGACAAUCCAGAUGCGACUGCCAAUUAGUGCUAAUACAAGUUAUUGUGUACGGUCUAAGAAUUUGUUCCGUUAUGUUGGAGAAUAAUGAAAUUACUGAAUCAAAAGAUCGUAUAUUAGCGGUUUGUCGCAGCGGUAUACACGUGUUGUACCGCUGCGUCGUCCGCGAUGUGGAGUUCGGUUCCCAGCUCGGACACAACGAGGGACAUCUGUUACACUUCUGUGAAAUUAUGAGAGGGUUCACACAUAGCGAGCUAUAUUCAAACAUGUUAUCAGAAAUAUCGGCGCCCCAGCCGGAGCUCGCGGCCUUCCAACACUUCUCUAUAGCCGACUGACUCUGACCCUCUACUUCAGAGAGAGACGGCAUGUAAACAUAUAUUACUUCGAAUCUAGUGUUCGGCGUCCCAUGAUUUUGUAAAUAUGUGAAUAUUAAUGAAAUAAGCUUGUCUUCAAAAUUAAUAUCGAUUAAAUGUAUUUUUACAUUGCAAUAUUAAUUGAAAAUGUUAUAUGGGCCAUAUUGUUAUCGUGGCAACAUUGGGAAAUUGUUGCCAUUAUAGGUGUAUUUCUGCUAAAAUUGUAUUUUACUUUUGUAAUAAAACUACAAUUUGAACUAGCCUGUAUAUAUUUGGGAAUUUAACUUUGUACUGUCUGUGAUUAAUUUUUGAAAAUGAAUAAAACCAAUAUUUUAAUA
Molecule: messenger RNA, 2769 nt
Organism: Plodia interpunctella (Indianmeal moth)
Lineage: Eukaryota; Metazoa; Arthropoda; Insecta; Lepidoptera; Pyralidae
Exons: 13
Coding region: 95-2413 (772 amino acids)
Source: RefSeq, a predicted model, not a curated record